GCGGUGCGCGCAGUUCUGCGUACUGGCCUCAUGCCGCAUUGUGGUGGUGAGGCCGCUAUCAGAGGCACCCUUGUCUCGGAGUCCUCGAGCCAGUCGCUCCGUGGCAGCCUAGCCGGUGGCGACCGUCCUGCGGGUCAGCAGAUAACUACACCUGCACAUCGAACGUCUGCAACGCCAAGAUGGACACGGGCGUCACCAAGGCUAUGGACAUGGGCGGCGGCGGCAUGGACAUGGGCGGCACCACCAUGGACAUGGGCGGCGGCGGUAUGGACAUGGGUGGCGGUGGCGGAGACAUGUACAUGAUGAUUAUGUGGUUCCACGCGGGCAUGAAUGAGUACGUCCUGUUCGACUUCUGGAGGGUGAAGGACGGCGCCAGCCUCGCCUACAGCAUGGUCAUCCUCUUCCUCGCAGCCUUCUUGUACGAGGGGCUCAAGUACACGAGGGAGAGUUUGUACGUGAAACACAACCACAAGCACGGCAACUCACAAACCAGUUCGGUAGAGCUCAACGGGCAUCACCAAGAGACCAGCUGGAUCCGCGGUAUGCUGCGGCCGUUGCAUCUGGUGCAGACAGGACUUCAUGCCGUGCAGUUCUUGCUCUCCUAUCUCCUCAUGUUGGUCUUCAUGACUUACAAUGUGUGGUUGUGCCUAGCAGUCCUGCUUGGCGCCACUUUCGGUUUCUUUGUGUUUGGAUGGAAGAAGGAGAAAGCUGUUGAUAUGACAGAACAUUGUCAUUAAGGGCACUGAUGUGUACAACUGCAUCACAUUCUCACAGGAUAAUUUUUAAUGGUUAACAACUUUGCUUACUUGUUUUAUUUAAAAUUCAUCACAUUUCAACAAUCCUAACAGCAUCAUAAUUUCAAACAAAAAACAAAGCUCAAGAGUGGAUUCUCACUCUUUUUCAUUGUAUCUGUCGCAAACAAUCUCACCAAAUUAUAACACUGACUGAGUAGAAACGAACAUUGCUUUAGAGGACCUUUAAAUACAGAAUAUUGUUAAAUUCUUAAA
Molecule: messenger RNA, 1007 nt
Organism: Thrips palmi
Lineage: Eukaryota; Metazoa; Arthropoda; Insecta; Thysanoptera; Thripidae
Product: high affinity copper uptake protein 1-like
Exons: 5
Coding region: 180-737 (185 amino acids)
Biological process (GO): copper ion transmembrane transport
Cellular component (GO): membrane
Molecular function (GO): copper ion transmembrane transporter activity
Source: RefSeq, a predicted model, not a curated record